Coregonus clupeaformis (lake whitefish) is the source of this 1519-nucleotide messenger RNA. Its product is annotated as tetraspanin-4. Gene Ontology annotation, cellular component: membrane. The transcript has 9 exons. Lineage: Eukaryota; Metazoa; Chordata; Actinopteri; Salmoniformes; Salmonidae. The record is from RefSeq and is a predicted model, not a curated record. The coding region runs from base 226 to 1116 and encodes 296 amino acids.
UAUUUAUUAGGCACCAAGUUGAAGACCACUAACAAACUGGUACAGGAACUAACAGAACCUGACCAAUGAGAAACGCUUGUUUUUGUUUUCGCUACGGUGUGCACGAAUGAAUACCACCCUGAUGUCUGAGGAACUAUAGAAAACAACUGGGAAAUCACACAAAACCCAGAGUUUUUCUUUCAAUGCACAUUGAGAGAGCGAGACGAGAGUGAGACCAGAACUACAAUGUGUUGUUCCUGCUCUUUUAGAGGCUGGCUGUUUUUCUUCACUACCCUACAAGUGAUUGGUGGCGUGAGUUUCAUUGUCACCCCUUGGAUGUAUUACAGGAGUAGUAAAAGUGACCUAGAUGAACGUCUGUCUCCAGUCAGAUGGACUAUCUUCACAGCCGGUGCGGUCUCCUUUCUCCUCGGCAUCACCGGUAUGCAUGGAGCUCGUAAGAGGAACAAGAACGUCCUGAUCACGUAUUCAGUUGGAUCUUGUCUUCGAUGCUUUGGACUGGGGUUUCUGGCCUACUAUCUUCCUCCACAGUUUCCAAAUAUGAUUAAAGCCUUGUAUGAAAAGUACAUCCCAUUGCACACAAACGGAAGAGAUCUGGUACCAGGACUGACGGCAUUACAAACCAUUGGGAAAUGCUGUGGAUUGGUCAACGGGUAUGAAGAUUGGGGUUCUCAAGAUUGGGGUUCUCAUGUCCCCUCAUCCUGUUACUGCUCUCCUCUCCAAGGAGAGUCCUGUGUUCCUACUGAGCAUGGAUAUGUUUACAAACAACCUUGUCUUGAUCUACUUGUGAAGGUGUACGUGGACAUGAAUAUUGUGAGGAACAGCUGUAUUUUCUAUGUGGUCUUUACGGCCAUUGAAAUGCUUCUGGCUUUGGUAAUGACCCGAAGAAUCAAAAAAGAAUCCUCGGCUGAGGUGACCGAGGCUCUUCGUUAUGGAAAUGCUUCCAACAUGGAAAUGGCAACGACUCAUCAAGCUCCUCCCAUGCUGCCUGCCACACAAGCUCCUCUCAUGCUGCCUUCAACACAAGCUCCUCCCAUGCUGCCGUACUCACAAGCUCAUCUUUACGCCAGCGCUUAUUACCCGCCCCCUCCUCCGUACCAGUACUAUGGGAAAAACUAGAGGGACGUGACUGACCAGCGAACCCAUGUUAAAUGUCCUAAUUGGUUACGGCUGGACUAGGGUUAGGUUUAAGGUUAGGGUUGGGGUCAGUUUUAGUGUUUGCCUUCAUUGGACUGCCAACGUGUUGCACCCCAACAUGCCUUAGUAAAGGCAGAGCACUUCUGUUAAUGUGAGGCAAUAUAGAAGUUUGUUAGUUCUGGAAAUAACGUGGCCGAGGGAAAGGGUCCAUUGCAUUGUCAAACAAUCACCCACAUGAAGCACCAGUUUUCCUAUCUGAUUACUCCUCUAACGUCAAAUAAACUUUGUCUCAUUUUCUAAAGUUCUAAACCAUGUUUAAUUCAGUGAAUAAUUUGUUGGCUUUCAGUGAUGCGUGACGUGUAUAAAGGGUUCAUCUUUUUCUUGC